UUUGACCUCUGCAAAAUGGAUAGUAGUGAAAACUAUCAUUCUCCAACAGAGACAGAGGGUGAUGUUUAUGUGAAUAUACAGGACUGCCACCCAAAACCCAAAAACUCAGAUAUCUCUGAGCGCACUGAGCUGAAAGACAACAAGAAAACAGGAAAGAUCUUCAUAUGUGCUGUUGGUCUCCUCCUAAUGCUUGGUGGUGCUUUAUCAGCACUCUGUGCUGUAGUGAUCUUGUAUCACAAUAAAAUUGCCUCCUUUGAGAUAAUACAUGAGCAGUAUGAGAAUGCUACAGUCACACUUAUGAUGCAAGAACAUAAAGUCAAGGAAAAAGAGAGACUUUAUGAAGUGCUGAAGAUGAAGUAUAAGCAAGCUCAUGACCGUCUCUCUGCAUGCAAUGCAAAUCAAAACUGUAAACUUUGCGAGGAAGGAUGGAAGUCUCUUGGUUUAAAGUGUUACUACUUCUUAACUAACAAACUGACCUGGACACAGAGUAGAGAUUACUGUGUGGAGAAAGGAGGCCACCUGGUGAUUAUAACCAGCCAAACUGAACAGGAUUUUGUAUCUUCACAAAUUAAAGAAACACAUUGGAUUGGCCUGAAUGACUUGGAGACUGAGGGAAAGUGGAUGUGGGUGAACAACCAGCCCUUAAAUGAGACGGGUGUAACGUUCUGGUAUCGAUCUCCAAAUGAGCCUGAUAACUGGAAAAAAGAGGACCCUUCUGGAGAGAACUGUGCCUCUCUGGGGCAUGAGAUUGGUGAAACACAUAAAUGGUUUGACGCUUCUUGCCGUAAGCUAAAACAAUUCAUCUGUGAAAAGUAAAAUACUGCACUUGCAUUUUUGGCUAAAAAUACUUACGAUUUUGAGAAAAGUGGAUAAUGUUUGGUUAUUGAGUCUGAAUAUUUGAUAUUAAUAAUACAGCCAACUGGAUUUUGUCUAUUAAGAAAAUGUAUACAGCCAGCUUUAAAUCAGAAUCAAAGAUUUUUUAAAUGUUUUUCAGCAUUUUAAAACGUCUUGGAUUUUUAAACCAGCAAGUUCAAAUGACUGAUGUUUUUUUAUGUGAUUAUCUAAGCUUGUGUAAACCUCUAGACCAUUAGAAGAUGGCAUGAGAUCAUGUAUGUAGAUUUUCUCCCUCUGCCUUGUAGAAACUUCAACAUUUAACAAUAUCUAUUUAGAAUAGUUUUACUAUCAUGAAUCGCCAGUGUUUUAUUUCCUUGAAAACAUGUUAAAGACAAAGCGACUGAACAGUUAUAACUCUGAAGAUGUUUAGUGACUCAUACAAGGAUCCACAUCAGGUCUGAUGAGCUGAUUCUGAUUAAAGGAGGUAAACGUGAUUCACCAAAAGAGCUUCAGUGAACCUCGCCAUAAAUUCUACAAGUCUUCUAACUGUACUGGACAGAUGAACACUGCUCUUCCAAAAGAUAUUUCUUCAGUUAAAUUUUUUAAUAACCCUUCAGCAUAGCAUAACACAGCAACAGGUUCUCCUUUAAUUUGUCAUGCAUCUCUGUACUUCUGCUAUGUACUGUAUGUUUGCUGAUGAUUGAGUGGUGUGCCUUUCAUGUUAGAAAGA
This is a messenger RNA of Pangasianodon hypophthalmus (striped catfish), 1564 nucleotides long. Its product is annotated as CD209 antigen-like protein E. Lineage: Eukaryota; Metazoa; Chordata; Actinopteri; Siluriformes; Pangasiidae. Bases 16 to 816 code for a protein of 266 amino acids. The record is from RefSeq and is a predicted model, not a curated record. The transcript has 8 exons.